This is a messenger RNA of Melitaea cinxia (Glanville fritillary), 769 nucleotides long. RefSeq names its product DNA-directed RNA polymerases I, II, and III subunit RPABC1 (gene Rpb5). The transcript is spliced from 7 exons. The record is from RefSeq and is a predicted model, not a curated record. Gene Ontology annotation, molecular function: DNA-directed RNA polymerase activity; DNA binding. Gene Ontology annotation, cellular component: RNA polymerase I complex; RNA polymerase II, core complex; RNA polymerase III complex. Bases 89 to 721 code for a protein of 210 amino acids. Lineage: Eukaryota; Metazoa; Arthropoda; Insecta; Lepidoptera; Nymphalidae. Gene Ontology annotation, biological process: DNA-templated transcription.
CUCACGGUAUUGACUUAUUGUCAAUUUGUCAUUUACGUUAGUGGUGUUAACUAAGUUUGGUCCUAUACGUCUACUAAAAUUUUUCAUAAUGGAUGAUGAUGCGGAAACUUAUAAAUUAUGGCGUAUUCGUAAAACUGUUAUGCAGUUGUGCCAUGACCGAGGUUAUUUAGUGACUCAAGACGAGUUGGAUCAAACUUUGGAUCAGUUUAAAGAACAAUUUGGUGAUAAGCCUAGUGAAAAGCGACCAUCUAGAAGUGAUCUUAUCGUGCUAGUUGCUCAUAAUGACGAUCCCACAGACCAGAUGUUUGUCUUCUUCCCUGACGAAGCCAAAAUAGGAAUUAAAACUAUCAAAACUUACUGUACUAGGAUGCAAGAAGAGAAUAUUCAUAGAGCUAUUGUUGUUGUUCAAGCAGGUAUGACACCCUCUGCAAAACAGUCCUUAGUGGACAUGGCGCCAAAAUAUAUUCUAGAACAAUUUCUCGAAUCGGAACUCUUGAUUAAUAUAACUGAACACGAAUUAGUACCAGAGCACAUUGUAUUGACACCCGAUGAGAAACAAGAAUUACUGGCAAGAUAUAAAUUAAAGGAAAAUAUGUUGAUGAGAAUACAGGCAGGAGAUCCAGUUGCAAGAUAUUUCGGUCUUAAGAGAGGACAGGUCGUAAAAAUUAUUCGAUCCUCAGAAACUGCAGGCAGAUAUAUUUCUUAUAGAUUAGUUUGUUAAGUUUAAGGUUAUUAUAAAUUUAAAAUAAAUUUUCCAUUUAUGUAAUAA